CUCAGUCAUUGCCUGGCAUUACAUUUCAGAUUAUUUUGGAAUUCUAGCAACAGUCUUGGCAAAGUAGGAAUUUCCUAAACAAAAAUAAAAGAAAUAAUCAAAAUUCGAAAUUAGAGAAGGAUGACGCACAGGACGCGAGGAGCAGCUGGAGCAGGAGAAGCGGCCUUACAAGGAGGAGAAGCAGGCGGAGCAGCAGCAAUACCAGGGGGAGUAGUACCAGCAGGAGAAACAUCAACGAAUGCCGGAGAAAGGAUAAUCAUUAUCAGGAAGGAGAGCUUGUCGAACUGGGAUAGUGAGAGGGCAGCUCGCUUUUUCGGGGAUUUGCAGGUCAAUGAGGUCCGAACCAUGCACUAUCUGGGCCUGGCCUAUAUGGUCUUGGCCCGACGACCCAGGUUACAGUUGAAAGUGCCUCUGGCCACCUUGAACUUCGACGACGGAGCUGCGGCAGCCGGGUCGGGGGAACGUGGCGGUUACGCCCUUCAGCUCAUUUUUACCUGCCCGGCCAGCUAUCCGCUUCAGGUGCCACAUGUGGAAAUUGUGGAGAAGCGCAACAUAAGCGAUGCCUUGGAACAGGCGCUCCACGAGGAGAUUGCCCAGACAUUAGAGCAGCACCUGGGUCUCCAGAUGAUUGUUCCGGUGGUGACACGUCUACAAAUGAUGAUGAACACGGAGAUGCGAAGGCCAUCUUCGCAGGAUUAGCUUUGUUUUUCUUUAAGGUGCAUCAUAAUCAUUUAUCUUUGUCCUCCUUGCGAUGUGAAGUGCAAAUUCAAUAUUCCCAUAUAAGGUGUGAAAAUAAAUGGGAUCCUUCAAACCAAAA
Molecule: messenger RNA, 817 nt
Organism: Drosophila ananassae
Lineage: Eukaryota; Metazoa; Arthropoda; Insecta; Diptera; Drosophilidae
Exons: 1
Coding region: 121-699 (192 amino acids)
Biological process (GO): cytoplasmic translation
Molecular function (GO): protein binding
Source: RefSeq, a predicted model, not a curated record